Musca domestica (house fly) is the source of this 1163-nucleotide messenger RNA. RefSeq names its product alpha-tocopherol transfer protein-like. The transcript is spliced from 3 exons. Bases 170 to 1102 code for a protein of 310 amino acids. Gene Ontology annotation, molecular function: phosphatidylinositol bisphosphate binding. The record is from RefSeq and is a predicted model, not a curated record. Lineage: Eukaryota; Metazoa; Arthropoda; Insecta; Diptera; Muscidae. Gene Ontology annotation, cellular component: membrane.
CCAGUUGGACUGUCAAUGAGGGUACGCGGUUUUCUGUCAAUGCAAAUCCACCUUGCCAACAAGUAAUUGGAUUUGGAGUUGCAUUUCUGAAUUGGAAAAAUAUUCUAUUUAUUAUUGUCCAGCCACCUGAGAACUGUAUCAGUUGCCUUGCUAACUUUCACCCAACGACAUGCUACAGUUUAGAGCUCUCAACGAAGAUCUACAAAAGGUUGCCAUAACGGAACUGGGUGAGCGGCCAUCAAGGAUAUCUGACGAUCUACAUGCCUUGAGAUCAUGGAUUGAGAAACAGCCCCAUCUCAAGGCGCGCACAGAUGAUCAAUUCCUUAUUCAAUUUCUCAGAGGCUGUAAAUACAGUCUGGAGAAAGCCAAACAAAAAUUGGAUGUUUUCUAUGCCAUGAAGACGAAAUGUGGCGAACUGUUUAGGAUUACCGAUGUGGAUAGUGCUGUGUUUCGGAAAUUUCAUCACACGGGAACCUUGGUCUCCCUCCCAAUACCCCUGAACGACUCGGGUCCACGUAUAAUUUUCUAUCGCUGUAAUUAUGGCGCCCAAGAUUUCACCGUGGAACAGGUCAGUCAAUAUAUCACAGCUCUGCAUGAAAUAGCAAUGGUAUCGGAUCCCUAUGCCUGCAUACAUGGCAUCAGUUAUAUUCUGGAUUUUUCCAAGUUAACCCUACAACAUGCCAUGCUCCUGACACCCACUCAUCUCAAGAAAUUUGUGCAAUUUUUCGAAAAUACUCUGCCAAUGCGUAUCAAAUCGUUUACGGUCAUAAAUCUUUCACCGGCUGCAGAGUAUCUGCAGAGACUUGUGUUUCCCUAUUUUCCCGAGAAAAUACGAAAUAGGAUUUUCAUAUGCGGCCGUAAUUUCAAUGAUAUAUCUUCGGCUGUGCCACGUAAAUACCUGCCCCAGGAAUAUGGCGGAGAGAAUGGUUCCCUCGCCCAAUUAGUUGAGGAUAACAACAAAAUCUGGGAUCAACAUCGUGACUUUUUCCGAGAAAAUGCCUACUAUGGUACCAAUGAACGUUUGCGUUUGGGCAAGAUUUUAGACUUUGGCGGGGAGUUGGGCGUUGCGGGAGGUUCAUUUCGCAAACUUGAUGUGGAUUAAAUCCUAGGUUAUAGAAUUUAUUUUAAAGAACUAAUACCAAAAAAACCGUAACUAGAAUUUA